This is a messenger RNA of Babesia bigemina, 1353 nucleotides long. RefSeq lists its product as hypothetical. The record is from RefSeq and is a predicted model, not a curated record. Lineage: Eukaryota; Apicomplexa; Aconoidasida; Piroplasmida; Babesiidae. The coding region runs from base 1 to 1353 and encodes 450 amino acids. The transcript is spliced from 4 exons.
AUGAAGCUGCAUAUAGCAGUUACACAAAUAUCGAUUAUUUUAAUCACACACAUGGUCACAUGUGUGCGUAAUAGGCAGGUACCGUCGCCGGCGGCGCAAUUGAAGCAAGAAAUACAAUCGCCUGCGUCGCCAUCCCGUAAUAAUUCACAAUCCAAUAAAAGUAAAUCGGAAGACGUGGGAUAUACAACUGCCCGCAAAUACCAUGGUUCGGUCGGUAAAAUCGGCGAUGCAACCGUCUCAGGGAAAGAAGACGAAGAACUUUCGCAAGGUCAACCAGAGACACCGGGCAAUCCGGCCGAAAUAAAUACGCCUUUAUCGACUCUAAAAGAUGUGAAACCAGUUGUUGGGAGUGACGCAGAGCAAUGCAACCUCUUUGACAAGUUCCUCAGGCAGCCACAUGAAAAAAUCAAAGGCCUGGAGUACCUUGGCUGCGGUUAUGAUGUCACAAAGUCGAGACCGUUCGGCGACGAAGAAAGCUUUGUGGACACCGGAUACACUCAGCCGGUAGUACAAUUCCAAUGGAGUUGCGCUGAAGGCCCCAAAUCGCCAACAACACCUAUUGGUGUCUGGGUGCGAAAAGAAGCUUCCUGCCACAAGGGGCAUUCUACGCACGAGAUAAAGAAUGCAGAAGCAUUAGCCUCUAUGUUCUCGGAGGAUGUAGUCUCCUCCUUUGGCGCAGCAGCGGUUUCGCUAACAUCCCAAACAGAGAAAAAAAACGUCGAAAAACUUGAGAAGUUCGUUAAAAGGCAUGGUUAUGCUUUAAAAUCGAAAUGUGCUGUCUUUAGCACGGGCAUGUUCCUGUCUGCAGAAUGGAAUCCGACCCGGGCCUUCCAAAAUGCAUCAAAUGUUCUGCUAGAGUAUGAGAACAAGGGGAAAUGCUCUAAAAUAGAUGACUAUCGUACAAAUGGUUCAUGUGCCGGUUACUAUGAACUGUGGAAAUCCUUCUUCAACAACUACGGGACGCAUGUCAUAUUUAGGCUCACUAUGGGCGGGAAGCUCUUGCGCAUAGUUGAGAAUUUGGAGGACAACGAAGCAAAGGAAAAAUCAAAAGAACGGCAGUCAAGUUUCGGAGUUCAACUAUCAAUAAUUAACGCAAAUCUAUCGAUGAGCAAUAAGAAAGAAGACGGUAUGCGGAAGGCUCUUAAUGAUCAGAGCAGCAAGUAUUUUGUUAUGGGAGGGGACAAUCUCACAUCAUUUGACAGCAGCGACUCGUUAAAGAAGUGGAUGGAAAGCGUUGAACGCAACGCCAUGCCCAUCGACAUACAGCUUACACCCAUAUCACAAUUUAUACCCAAGGAAAUAAGAAGCCAUUUCUGGAUGGCCUUUAAAGUAUAUAAUGACGUUCACAAGUGA